AUGAAUGAUUCUUCAGGAGAUAACUGGCUUAAUCCGUUUGAUGACGAGCUUUAUAUCAUCGAUGAGGAUGAUAGUCUGAAUUCUAGCCCUGCCAACGGUUUGAAGCAGGGUGUGAAUGAAGGGGAUAAUGAUGGGGAAAAUUUUGUGGAUGUCGAUGAGAUGUUUGAAACUGGAAAUGACAGUCAAAAAAACUCUGAUGUAGAAGUUAAAGUCAUGAAAAGGAUUACUGAAUUGUCUGCAGACGACAUUAGAGGGAUGGAUUUCUCUUCUGAGGAGGAAGCAUGUGAAUUCUAUUCUAAAUAUGCUCGUAUCCGUGGAUUCUCUCCAAGAAAAGAUGAUGUAUACAAGGAUGAUGAUGGCAAGAUUAUCUCACGACAGGUGGUGUGCAAUAGGGCUGGACAAAGGCAUCAGAAGCAUAUGCAUAAUAGUGGCAGAAGAAAACAACCUAAGCCUAUUACUAGAGUGGGUUGCCUUGCUAGAAUUCGAUUUCGUUGUUUUUCUAGCAGUAAAAGGUGGAAAGUGGUUUUUUUUUGCGAUGAACACAAUCACCCAUUAACACCAUAUAAGCAUGUUCAUUUGAUUCCAAAACUCCGGCAAUUGAGUGAAGGGGACAAAGCUCAAGCAGAAAAGGUAUGA
Molecule: messenger RNA, 636 nt
Organism: Lotus japonicus
Lineage: Eukaryota; Viridiplantae; Streptophyta; Magnoliopsida; Fabales; Fabaceae
Product: protein FAR1-RELATED SEQUENCE 11-like
Exons: 1
Coding region: 1-636 (211 amino acids)
Source: RefSeq, a predicted model, not a curated record